GCGCUGCCGGCUAUCAGUUGCCAUAGGUGUAACCGUCCGCGAUGAUCUCGAGUUAUCAGCUGCUGCUAGUAGUAGCGGUGACCUUGGUCACCUAUUGCCAUGGCCAAAAGUACCAGGCCGUGUUUAAGUUGUGCGUACCGCACCAGAUUAUUACCGCCUGUCAGGAUCUGAUGGCGAAACCGGAAGCGACGGUGCAGGUAGAGUGCAUACCCGGUCGCGAUCGGAUGGAGUGCUUGGAGAAAGUUAACGCCAGACAGGCGGAUUUCGUAGCCGUCGAUCCGGAGGACAUGUACGUGGCCUACCAUAUGGCAAAUCAGGACUUUAGCGUGUUUACCGAAUUCAGAACGGUGGAAGAACCGAGAGCCGAGUUUCGGUACGAGGGCAUUAUUCUGGUGAGAAAGAGUGAUAAUUUCAGAAGCUUGGCUGACUUGCGUGGGAAGAAAUCAUGCCACACCGGGUACGGACGAAAUGUUGGUUAUAAAAUUCCAAUCACGAAGCUCAAAAAGUUAGGCCUGUUCAAGCUGGCUACGGAUCCGGAAAUGGCACCACUGGAAAAGGAACUGAAGGGUUUGUCGGAACUGUUUGGCAGUUCGUGCUUGGUGGGCAAAUAUUCUCCCAACGACGAGGUGAACCGACUACUGAAGAAACGGUACCCGAACUUGUGUGCACUUUGCGAACGCCCAGAGGUGUGUGACUAUCCCGAUAAGUAUUCCGGGUACGACGGAGCUAUUCGUUGUUUGGUUGAAAAUAACGGAGAUGUGGCCUUCACCAAAGUGAUCUACGUGAACAAAUAUUUCGGUCUACCGGUAGGCGGAGCCCCGGCCAAACCCGCUCUCAAUCCGAAUGAUCGUACUGAUGAUUAUGUGUAUUUGUGUGAAGAUGGAACCACUCGUCCAAUCACUGGUCCAGCUUGUUCGUGGGCUCAACGACCCUGGCAAGGUUAUAUGGGCAACGGAGAUAUUAACAGCCGUUUCCAACUACUGCAACAAAGACUGCAGCAAUUCUACGAAGAGGCGAAAAACUCCGUCGCCAGCGAUAAGGCAAGCCAAAUGUGGGUUGAUCGCAGAAAUGUCCUCGUCGAUCGAGAAGUCCCGGUACUUCCCGGGGAGCAUCUGAACCGUGCGCAGUAUAAAGACGUGAUCGAGCGUGAUGGCCCAUUCCAGUACAAGAUCAAACUGUGCGUUGCUUCUGAGCUGGAACAGGAGAAAUGUGAGGUCAUGCGAAAAGCUGCAUACUCUCGGGACGUCCGCCCCGAGUUUGAGUGCGUUCUGAAGGGAAAAAAUGCUUGCGUGGCAGCCGUACAGCGUGGGGAAGCCGACGCUGUUGUGCUCAAGGGAGAGGAGCAAACCAUUGAUAACGUAGAUGGUUUAAAACCAAUUCUGUUCGAGAAAUAUGACGACGGCGAUGUGAUGGUUGCGAUUGCUGACCAAGGAAUUACACGUGAUCAGCUGCUCAAAUCACCACUGGAAUUUGACGUCACGGAUGAGCGAGCUAUUUCCGCAGCACUCUUUCUAAACGACAAACGCCACCGCAAAACGUGCCCGAACAAGAUGUCCUCCACUCCAGCAGCGCCGAUUCGAAUCAUCUCCGCCCAGGAGCUAACGCGGCUAGGUUCCAACAAGGUGCUAGUCUGCCCGAGUCUUCAGUUCGAGCCAAUCGCCAACUACGCGUCGUGUAACGUCGACUACACGCUGCCAGCUGGAAUCUUUGUCCGCAAGACCGUUUCGGGUCAGAUCGAAGAUAAUAUUGCGCACGCGUUUGUGGCACUAUCUGAAAAAUUUGGUCACGGAGCAAAAACCGAAGUGGUGUUCGAUAUGUUUGGCGAGUUCAAACCUGGCAUGAAGAACGUUCUGUUCCACGACCGGGCAGCCCGAUUCGGACAGGCGGACAACAAGGUUGGAGGCGUAGAGGUGGGAAAUUUCAAGCGAUUAAUGUGUCUGUAGGACACGUUGUAAUUUGAAAAUCAGUUAAAUGAUUUAAUGGAUCAAUUGUUGAAGAGAGGCAUUCGCAUAAGAAGAGGUUUUAUGGGGUGAAGAGUAAUUUUAAGCAAAAUCCACAUUCUUUGUGAGGAAACAAAUACGAAUAUAUUUUAGAAAAAAAAAUCAGUUUAUUUGAUCAUUUUUCUAGGUAGGGCAACCAAGUGUCAUAUCUGUUACAGUUUAUUUGUGUCAUAAUUUUGUGAAAAAUGAAUCGUGAAAAGCAUAUUUCAUUGACUUUGAAGCAAAAAUUA
Molecule: messenger RNA, 2230 nt
Organism: Wyeomyia smithii (pitcher-plant mosquito)
Lineage: Eukaryota; Metazoa; Arthropoda; Insecta; Diptera; Culicidae
Product: transferrin
Exons: 2
Coding region: 42-1943 (633 amino acids)
Biological process (GO): iron ion transport
Cellular component (GO): early endosome; extracellular region; plasma membrane
Source: RefSeq, a predicted model, not a curated record